ACAUAUUCUUUAAUCACGUGAUCAAACACCAGCAUCAACCAGCGGGAAAAAAGUUCCAACUCCGCAGAGCCAUCACUCCACCCCCCAACAACACGCACAGCAAUGGCCCCGGUCACAAUCCCACAGUUCCUCCUACCGCGGGGAAUUCCCUCGACGCGGGCCUUCCAGUCCCUCUCGCGCGCAAACGCAACCCACCACCGCAUCAGGACCACGACCCGCCGGUGCGCAUCAGACAACAGCAAGCCGCGAGUCCUAGAACAGCCCGACAAGUUCCGGCCGCCAUCGCACCCGGCGCGCAGGGUUGUGCAGACGCGCAAUGGAAGAGUCCUUGGCCGCGAGCCGAUCAACUACGGCCCCAAGCUCACGGAGAAAGAGCGGGAGGAGCAGAAGCGCAAGCAGUAUCCGAAUAUGUUCCCACCGGAGGGCACAGUUAUGUAUAAGUUUUUGACAAAUCGGUGGAUUCAUAUCUGGAUUGCUAUGAGCGUACUCACGACUUUGGCUACGUUUACCUUCACUACGAACUUUAAGCGGUCGUCGCCAUUUGCGCAUUUGCUUCCGUCUUGGUCGGAUCUGCUUUGGCACCCCAUUGAUACCGUUUCUCAGGCGUUGGCUGUUUUCCGCAUGCAUGUGCAGCAUACCUCCGUGCAGACGAGGGAGAAGCGACACCAGCGGAUUGAGGAUGCGGAGAAGAGACGACAGUACCGUAUUGCUCACGGGUUGGAGGAACCGACUGAGGAGCAGGGCAAGACGGAGACCGAGGUGGUUGAUGAUCAGUCUCCGAUAGCUGCCGAUGCGGAGGCGAAGCAAGUGGAUGGAGAAUAUGUUGAUUAGGAGGGAAAGAAGAGGCCUGUCAAGAAAUGGUUGGGCAUCUGGUAGGGUGGCUCUUACUGUGCUGAUAUUGGGGUCUGGAUGGGUGGCUGGAUGAUUGAGCGACUAGAGUUUAUAACAAUGCUGGAGAGCUUACUAUGUAGAUUAGCUUUGCAUAUCUUUGGAUUUUGUCUUAGCAUUGUAUUAUUCAUUAUGUACAUGUCUCUUGUC
Molecule: messenger RNA, 1038 nt
Organism: Aspergillus pseudonomiae
Lineage: Eukaryota; Fungi; Ascomycota; Eurotiomycetes; Eurotiales; Aspergillaceae
Exons: 2
Coding region: 103-831 (242 amino acids)
Source: RefSeq, a predicted model, not a curated record